AUGGACAGGCGGUUCUCGAACUCCAUGCUACCCUGGCUUCUAAGGGAGAUUCGAGCUACCGGGAUAAGGGAUAAGUUGAGCAUAGCGGUAGAGGACGGCUGCCUAAAGGCGUACAACGGCAACUUCGAACCGGUCAUUGUCCACAGAUUGGUGGAUAUACUUAGGGCCAGUCAAGUGCCAGGGCGUCCCGAGGAGCUGUUCUACAUACUCCUCAAUGAGAAGGAGGCUCUGCUGCAGUGCUACCUGUUCCGGGCGAACACAGUUCUCGAGGGUAAGCAGGAA
Iphiclides podalirius (scarce swallowtail) is the source of this 282-nucleotide messenger RNA. The record is from the annotation of a GenBank genome assembly. Lineage: Eukaryota; Metazoa; Arthropoda; Insecta; Lepidoptera; Papilionidae.